UUCAAGAAGCUACCAAGCAUCUGUCUGACAUCUCUGAAGUAUACGCUUGCCACAUUUCCACACCCUCUUCUGAAUAUGUCCAAGCUCCACGACUGCUCAUCCCACGAGCAUGAUGAUUCAUUACGUCGCCUCUCCCCAAUAUGCCUGGACAAUGAGCUCUCCAGCCGCCAUAUGUCCGGGAAACAGAAAUACGGCUGGAUCCCCGCCGCCUUCCCGAGCCAGAUGGCGCCGCCAUCGUUUCCAUCUCGUAUUCCCCUCCAUUUUUCAAUCGAGGAAUAUGACUGCCUACGGAGCCGGAUUGCGAGGGAGAAACAUCACUUCCCGUUAUGCGAUGUCAACCACUACCCGUUCAAUAGCCUGUCCGCCAUGGUUCAAUACUUCUAUAAGAUUGCCUCAGAUCGUCUAAAGGUCGCCGAAAUCGAGGACACGAGUACUGUCCAUCGUAUCAGAUGCCCCAUGAUGACCAUUCACCGUAGUACUGGGAAACUCAUUGAAUGUCUGACAACCAAUAGCCGGCCGCUGGACCUGGAACGCCACCUUCUUCUUCAUAUGGCCGAGCCCCCAUAUAAAUGCUGCAGUUGCGACCAUCGUGCUUAUCAGAAAAGUAACCUGGACCAGCAUAUCCGGACAAUGCACAUCAAGAAACAGGUCGAAUGCGUCUACUGUGGGGAGAGUUUCAAAGACAAGGCCGAUCGUAGUCGCCACUACCGCGCCGUCCAUGAUAUUGUGACACACCGAGCUCGGCGCGGCGAUGCCUGGAUGUAUAUGGACAAAUCUGGGGGCCGCAGGACUCCCAGUGACGCAGGCCAAUUGAGGAAAGCUAACUGGGGCGAAGGGAAGACAUAUCAUCCUUACAGCGCCGCGUACAAGGACUUCCCAUCCAUAAAGUGUCAGGGUGAGGCUGUUCCAUAUGCGCAGUGAUUCAGUCGUUAUGUCUGGCUUGGUAUCGCGGUGCUAGUUAUCUCUUCUAACGUCUUCCCUUCGCUAUGUUGUUGUCGAAUCUCUUGCCUCUCUGCUCCCUCACAGUUAUCCUAUGUUACUUAACUCCAGCCUCCGAGAUCUUCAUUCGUACUUGGUACCAUAGCCUAAUUGACUAAUCUGUUUUGUCUUGCUCUAGUUGGCUGCCCUAAAUCUCUCCUCUCGUAUCUGAAAUGAAGUUAUUUUGAAGCC
Messenger RNA from Somion occarium, 1170 nucleotides. Lineage: Eukaryota; Fungi; Basidiomycota; Agaricomycetes; Polyporales; Cerrenaceae. The record is from the annotation of a GenBank genome assembly.